Zingiber officinale is the source of this 2054-nucleotide messenger RNA. RefSeq names its product calcium-dependent protein kinase 20-like. Gene Ontology annotation, cellular component: cytoplasm; nucleus. Bases 186 to 1790 code for a protein of 534 amino acids. Gene Ontology annotation, biological process: protein autophosphorylation; peptidyl-serine phosphorylation; intracellular signal transduction. NCBI's taxonomy places the organism in Eukaryota, Viridiplantae, Streptophyta, Magnoliopsida, Zingiberales, Zingiberaceae. The record is from RefSeq and is a predicted model, not a curated record. The transcript has 9 exons. Gene Ontology annotation, molecular function: calmodulin binding; calcium-dependent protein serine/threonine kinase activity; calcium/calmodulin-dependent protein kinase activity.
UCUCAAUCGAGAGAUGAUGAAUGGGCUCUUGAUAUCCUUUGUCUUCUCCUCUGACUAGGUGGAGAGGUGAAUACGACGAAGUAGGGGGGAACCGAGCGGAGAGAAUUCCGGAGGGGAAAGUUCAUUUAUCAAAGGGACUAGACCUUUAGCUCUAUCCUUUUGGUUGCGGCAUCUGUUAAACCUCAAUGGGCAAUUGCUGCGCAGCCCCCAGUGAUCCUGAUGGGAAGGCGAGGAAGAAGAAGAAGGGGAAACGGAGGGAGAAGAGACAGAAUCCCUUUUCGAUCGACUACAACCGAGGGCAUAGCUCUGGCUUGGGCGUCCUCAGGAAUCCCACCGGCCGAGACAUCUGCAGCCGGUACGAGCUCGGGAAAGAGCUCGGCCGCGGCGAAUUCGGCAUCACCUACCUAUGCACCGAAAAGUCCUCCGGGGAGCGCUUUGCCUGCAAAUCCAUCUCUAAGAAGAAGCUGCGCACCGCCGUUGACAUUGAGGACGUUCGGCGGGAGGUUGAGAUCAUGAGGCAUUUGCCCGCCCACCCCAACAUCGUCAGCCUCAAGGACACCUACGAGGACGACGCCGACGUCCACCUCGUCAUGGAGCUAUGCGAAGGAGGGGAGCUCUUCGAUAGGAUCGUCGCAAGGGGGCAUUACACCGAACGGGAGGCAGCUGCCGUGACGCGUACAAUCAUUGAAGUGAUUCAGGUAUGUCACGAGCAUGGGGUCAUGCACCGGGAUCUCAAACCUGAGAACUUCCUGUUUGGGAACAAAAGGGAAAAGGCACCACUGAAAGCCAUUGAUUUUGGAUUGUCAGUCUUCUUUAAACCUGGCGAACGCUUCACUGAAAUUGUCGGCAGCCCUUAUUACAUGGCACCAGAGGUUCUAAAGAGAAAUUACGGCCCAGAAAUUGAUGUGUGGAGUGCUGGAGUUAUACUAUACAUCCUUCUUUGUGGUGUCCCCCCAUUUUGGGCAGAAACUGAACAGGGUGUUGCACAGGCAAUUUUACGUUCUGUGAUAGAUUUUAAGAGAGAACCUUGGCCAAGAGUUUCUGGUGGUGCUAAAGAUCUUGUGAUGCAUAUGCUUGAUCCAGACCCCAACAAGAGGUCUACGGCUCAGCAAGUCCUUGAUCAUCCAUGGCUGCAGAACGUGAAGAAUGCUCCUAAUGUUAAUCUUGGAGAAACUGUACGAGCAAGAUUGCAGCAGUUCUCUGUUAUGAACAAAUUUAAAAAGAAAGCCUUAAGGGUAAUGGCUGAAUAUUUAUCUGAAGAAGAAGCUGCUGACAUUAAGGAAAUGUUUCAGAAGUUGGAUAUAAACAAAAAAGGAAGCAUUUCUCUUGAAGAGAUGAAAUUUGGUCUACACAAGCUUGGUCAUCAGAUUCCAGAUGCUGAUCUCCAGAUAUUAAUGGAUGCGGCUGAUGUUGAUAGAAGCGGCACUCUAGAUUACGGUGAAUUUGUUGCUGUAUCAAUUCACCUGCGGAAAAUUGAGAAUGAGGAGCACCUUCACAAAGCUUUUUCAUACUUUGACCAGAACAAGAGUGGUUAUAUAGAAAUGGAAGAGCUCAGAGAUUCAUUGGCUGAUGAUAUGGGUCCAAAUCAUGAAGAAAUCAUUAGUGCUAUUUAUCGUGAUGUUGACACAGACAAGGAUGGAAAAAUAAGUUAUGAGGAGUUUGCAGCAAUGAUGAAGGCUGGCACAGAUUGGAGGAAGGCAUCAAGGCAAUACUCAAGGGAACGGUUCAGUACCCUCAGCUCAAAGUUGCUGAAAAAUGGAUCUUUAGAACUUAAGAAUCAUGAUAGCUAAGAACUAAGCAAAGCAUAUACCUGAAAGCUUCUUUUGUUUGUUGGUUUCUGUAGUAUUGUUUCCUGUAAUAAUUGCUUUUCCUGUCAAUCUAGGACGAAACCCUUCUACAAAACUUUACUUGUUUAAGGGGUUGUAUAUAGGUGAUUUUUAGGAUAUUGAUACAGGGACGUGGAUAUAACAACUUAGUGUGGACAGGUGUACCCACUAAGUAUACAGGUGAUUUUUUUCGGAUAUUGAUACAGGUGGAUAUUUAAGGGGUUGUAU